AUGAAUAAUAUCGGUCCUGAUUUUGUGAGCAGAACAAUAAGUAUUUUCAUCGCCAUUUUCGCCGUCAUCAUCAUUAUCGCCACUGUCUUCGGGAACAGUCUGGUGAUACUAUCAAUCCUCACGGACAGACGUCUACACAGGGUAGGUAAUAUCUUCAUUGUCAGCCUCGCUCUCAGUGACGUCCUUGUCGGCAUUUGUGUGACCCCCUUUGCGCUGAUUUAUCAACUCCAGGGGACCUGGAACUUCGGGCCCGUUUUCUGUGAAUUCUGGGUUUCUAUGGACAUCAUUUGUUGCACUGCUAGCAUCUUGAAUCUGUGCAUGAUCAGCUACGACAGAUAUAAUGCUAUAGCGCAACCUCUCCAUUACGCACAGUUCAGAACAGUUCGGAGGGUCCUGUUUUUGGUCACUAUUGCCUGGGUGUAUUCUAUAGUCAUUGCUUUACCACCCCUUCUCGGAUGGAAAACACCGGAUCCAAAGUCCCCAGAGUCAUGUGCCAUUUCUCAAAAUGUGGGAUACACACUGUAUUCUACUAUUGGAGCGUUCUAUUUACCAUUAAUCGUAAUGUUGUGUUUCUACUGCAAAAUAUUUCAGGUCACGUGGUUAAGAGGUAAACAGUGGGUGAGGGGUCCAGGAAAUAGUUUGAUCAUUAAAUCUAUGAACAGGUUUCAAAAGAGACGGAAGUGCUACUCCUAUAAAACAUGUGGUUUAUAUUGUAAUAAAGGAGAGGAAGGGGAAGGCAAGAACAAGCCUAUUGGUAAUACAGAAAACGAAAAUCAAGGUCAACCGAAUGAGACAUCAACUGAAAUGAAACAGGAAGUACCUGUGACUGAUAAUAAUCAAACUCUUGAUCAGCCAAAGAUAAAACCAAGACGUCCCAUUCUAGUGCGUCAGAUUUCUUUUCUUUCUAGCACUGAUUCCGGAUACACUACCACGUCUGGUGAAGCCUCCAUUUCAAGUGACACCACGACAACAAAAGAUUAUCCAGAACGCAUGCCCAGCAUUGCAGAGGACGAAAUUAUUACUGAAGUUGUGGACAAGGAAACAGGGAAGCUUAUAAGUCAAUGUCGGGGAGGACAGACCAUAAAGAAUGGAGACGACCUAAACUUUCCAAAAACAUCACUGACAACAGGAAAUUCAGGCGAAAAUCAAGUAAAAAAUGUCCUAAAACGUCGCCAUUUGAAGCGUCGAGACACGAUUUCUCUGCCUCAGGAGCGUCGAGCUGUCCGUACUCUGGGUAUCGUGGUGGGGUGCUUUUUGAUCUGUUGGCUUCCGUUCUUCAUUGUAGCACUGUUAGUGCCUUUAUGUCCAGAAGGUGUCUUCCCGGAGUUUGUACAGAGCCUGGUGCUUUUUCUCGGUUACUUUAAUUCAGCCUGUAAUCCGGUUAUUUAUACAUUCUUCAACAAAGAAUUCAGAGCCGCUUUCAAGAAAAUUUUAUGCUGCAAAUUCAAGGAUUCCCUCCCCCACGUAUCUGUAGCUGGGUUUUUCUUUAGCUUUGUAUUUUAA
This is a messenger RNA of Saccostrea echinata, 1503 nucleotides long. Its product is annotated as 5-hydroxytryptamine receptor 1A-like. Gene Ontology annotation, molecular function: G protein-coupled receptor activity. The record is from RefSeq and is a predicted model, not a curated record. Lineage: Eukaryota; Metazoa; Mollusca; Bivalvia; Ostreida; Ostreidae. Gene Ontology annotation, cellular component: membrane. The transcript has a single exon. The coding region runs from base 1 to 1503 and encodes 500 amino acids. Gene Ontology annotation, biological process: adenylate cyclase-activating adrenergic receptor signaling pathway.